UUCGGGCCCACCAAGCCACGCCCAUUUAUACUCCCUGCAUGUCACACCAACUGCCAUUCCACUGUUUCUCCUCUUCAGCACAGCAGCGCAGUCUUCCGUGCUUUACAAGAAUGUAGUGUACAUUCCCCGCCGCAGAAAUGGUGCACGUCUAUAACUGCCACCCGUUCGCGUCGCAGCAGAUCGUGGCGGUGGAGCAGGAGCCCGGGCUGGUGUGCUGCGGCGGCGGGGCGCUGUUCGUAGUGUCGGCUGGAGGCUGUAAGAUCGAGGUGUACGACCUGCAGCGGGAGGGAUGUCCGCUCAUCUGCCGCUUCAGCAGCAUGGGCUCGGUGCACAGUAUCCGUCACAGCGCUGUGGGGAACUAUCUAGUGACCAUUGAGGAGAAGAACAAGGUGACGUAUCUCAGAGCAUAUACUAACUGGAGGUACCAGGCUGCUGAGAAGACCCGUGUCGGGGUACGUCUGCUGGGUCACCUCCUGCGGGGCUCAUCUUUCCGCUGUGCUCCUAAAGAACAGAUGGAGAUCAUAGAGAUCCCGCUGUUUGAACCACCACUGUGUAUGGCGUGCUGCCCUCUUACAGGUGAUCUCCUGGUGGGCUGUUCCAAGAGUCUGGUGGUCUUCAGUCUGAAGCGGCAGACACUGAGCGAGCAGCUUUCUGUGCUGGACUUUGAGCGGGUUCUGAUUCUUCACCUGCAGGGCUGGAGCCCGUCUCAGGUGGCGUUCUGUUGUGGAUACGUGGCCCUGCAGAGCGAUAUUGAGGUGCUGGUGGUUAAGCUCAUGCAUCAGCAGAAGAACAGUCAGGCCACAGGGGAACAUGCACUUCUUCCAGAUGAUACCAUGAAUGAAGCUGGCUUAGAUGAAGAUGCAGAGAUGAAGAAAGAUGGCUUCAGCCCCCUCUAUGAACAAAAAAACUUCUUUGUGUUCCCGAAGCAUCAGGAGAUGUUGGGCAGUGAAGCUCAGGAUUGUGGAGUCUCUAUAGUUCUGGAGUGGACCGGUAUAGAGGCAGAGAGCCUAGGGGACAUAAGUGUAGUUUAUGUCUUAUACAGGAGGUUUGCACCUGAUUUCUUUGAAGGUUGCAGUGUGGAGGAAACACGUUUGCAUUCCCUGCAGCUCCACCCCUUAUUUACUGAUACGGAUGAAGAAACCACCAUCUCCAAAUGCCGGGAACCUACUUGUAUGUUUAUUUUCUUCUCGUUGCCGAACACCAGCUACAUAUACAGCUUGAAGAACUCAGUGGAGCUCGUGUCCACAUACCAGUACCCAGAGAAGGCCCUUCAGUCUGUGCUAAGUGACCAGUUUCUCUACGUCAUCACCAGGAACGCUCUACAGUGUUUUACUGUGAGGUGCAGUGCAGUAGCAGCUCGGGUGGAUGAUCCAUACGUUGACACCACCGUGAAGGCCUGUCCGCCCUUCACGAUGGAGGUGUGUGCUCUUAGGAUCCAGCUCUUCAUCGGCCUGAAGCUUCUCUGUCAUGAUGGGAAUCAGAUUGUUCUCCUCACGGCUGCAGAUGUGGACCGCAGAGAGGACAUGGACAGAUCCAACCGCAAAAACAUUGAAUCGAGGGAACACAGAACCCUGACAGACAUUUUAGUAGCUGUAGGUCUAGAGCCAUCUUCAACAGCCGCUCUGGAAAACCUUCUGUCCAGAUCCUUCCUAUGCAGAAAGAUCUCCAUGUCCAAAUCUACAGAGCCGGCUGACAUCGUUCACGGCUGGAACCUCUAUGUCAUCAGUUCUGUGUCCACACUGCAGCUCUACAGAGAAAUAGUGGAAUACAGCAGGAGAUAUGAGCAGUCGAGUCCUAUGUCUCAGAGCUGUGUUCAUCUGCUCAGUGAAGCUCAUUUGCUGCUGCAGGCGGCACUGCUCACACGACAGACCUAUGAGCCUGAGGAGAGAGCUCAGCUGCAGGAUGCCUUUCAGGAGAGCUGUGCUCACUUAGGUGACUGCUUCAGCAGGUUUGACCAGAAGGACUGUCAUUUGGCCCUGCCGUACUAUAAGAUGUCUGGUCUGUCUGUGACUGAUGUUAUUGAGAGGAAUAUGACCAUGUGCAGAUUCUCUGGAUACGGCAAAGGUUUCAUCUUCUUCCUCAAACAUUCACUCUUUGAGGAAACUGUGGAGGAGCUCAGUGAGGACAUGGCUACUAAAGUGCUGGAGAUCUUUAGUGUAGCUGAACCUGCGCAGCUUCCUCAUGUGGUGAGCAGUCCGUCCAUGCUGAGAGCAGAUCCUGAUAUCGCCAUGACCCACCUGACACAGCUGGAGGGCUCCGGGGCCCCGUCCAUCACCCUGUCCCUCUGUAUGGCCUCCCUGGCACUGAGGAAGGGGGACCUGCACAGUUACAGGCAGCAGAUGGACUGCCACGCUGAGAUGAUGCAGGUGUACGGCUUCAUAGAAGAGCCCAAACUCUUGGUGCACAGCAGAGGAAAAAGCGUGCUGCCCACUGAACUGGCACGACACCUGCGAGACUCACAGGAGGGGCUGCUGGUGGCUGCAGUCAUAGCGCUGCACGAGAAUAGCAAGAUCAGACUGAAGGAGGCCGAACUCUUCUUCCAGGAGUUGUGUAGGGAUGGUGCUGAAGUUCACAGCAGUCCUCAGUUGCUGGUGGAUUUCUGGGAGGCUCUGUUGGUGGCAUCCAGUCAUGACUCCAUCAUACAAGAGCUGCUCUUCCGCCUAUCGUCCAUCUACAUCGACCGCAUCACAUGCAGAGAUCACUCCGCCGUCAAAGCACUCAAAACCGCAGAGGACCUGAUAAACUCUUGCUCACAUUAUGGGAUGUUAUAUCCGUGGGUGAGCAUCCUGACACCAGUACAGUCCAACAUCACUCAUGACCAUCAAGAGGACCUACAUAAACUGCAGUCUUUGCUGUGCGGCCCAUCACUAGAGGUUUCGUCCAUCUUGCCUCUGUUGGAGCAGUUGUCGGACACCGAUAACAGCGGUCUGAGCGUGCACGUGCUCUGUGCCACCAAACUGGGCCAACACGAGAGCUCCAUUGACAGACUAUUGGAGCACUGUCCGCAAGCCAUCAUCUCUUACGCCAACCACGAGCUACAGAACGACAAACUGUGUCUGUGGUGGCAGAAGCUUUUCCCUGAACUCUGUGAGAGAACCAGAAAAUUAGGAAAUGACAACACAAUCCUGCUCUCAGCAUUCAAAGAAACUCUGCAUGUGGUGUCUGUGGAGUUGAACCCGCUGGAGUUUCUGGACUUGCUGCCAGAUGAUGGAACAGCUCAUUUCUUCCUGCCUCAUCUGCUCGAAUGCAGCCAGAGGAAUCUCAUGACAUGAUGACUAGUCAUUCAGACAAUCAAUAAUUAUUGCAUCAUUCAACAUUACAUCUGUUUAAAGAUGAGUGAUUUGAUCUGAGAAAAAAAGUAUUAAUCAAUAUUUUAUUUUUAAUGUCCUUAAAAAAAGAUUUGGCAGUAAGAAAAACAAAUCUAUAAAAAAUAUCUAUAAAAAGAUCUUAAUAAUCUAAUAAUCUUGAUAAUCUUUUAAACAAGUCUUAAUAUCUAACACACUUUUGUCUUUCAAAUCAGUUAAUCUUUAGGAAGUUUAGAUAUAAUAUGUAUUAUAAUGAUUGACAAUGUGAUGUACAAAUAAAGGUGAGAUUGUUUAUUUUAUUUGAUUGAUAUUUAGGUUUGCACUGAAUUUGUUCUGUAACUCUCUUUCAUUUCUUGAUGUCAAAUGUCUGUGUACAUUACCCAUAAUGCAUGCCAUCUCAUAUUUCAAAUUGAAUAACAGUAUGUUUGUUUUUAAAUUAUAUUGAAUUACAGCAUCUGGUUUACUGCUCAUUUUCUAAAUAUUAUUAUUAUUAUUAUUAUUUUAAACUAACAACUUUUAUUGAUUCCAUUCAAAAUUAAAUAAAUGUUACAGAAAAUACAGAAUCAAAUGAUAUAAAUUAAACCCCUCCCC
Messenger RNA from Xyrauchen texanus (razorback sucker), 3896 nucleotides. It is a transcript of the gene hps3, whose product is annotated as HPS3 biogenesis of lysosomal organelles complex 2 subunit 1. The coding region runs from base 138 to 3272 and encodes 1044 amino acids. Gene Ontology annotation, molecular function: protein binding. The transcript is spliced from 19 exons. The record is from RefSeq and is a predicted model, not a curated record. Lineage: Eukaryota; Metazoa; Chordata; Actinopteri; Cypriniformes; Catostomidae. Gene Ontology annotation, cellular component: cytoplasm. Gene Ontology annotation, biological process: organelle organization.